Monopterus albus (swamp eel) is the source of this 3641-nucleotide messenger RNA. RefSeq names its product CLPTM1 like (gene clptm1l). The record is from RefSeq and is a predicted model, not a curated record. The transcript is spliced from 18 exons. Lineage: Eukaryota; Metazoa; Chordata; Actinopteri; Synbranchiformes; Synbranchidae. The coding region runs from base 271 to 1944 and encodes 557 amino acids. Gene Ontology annotation, cellular component: membrane; endomembrane system.
AGUCCAGCUCACGCUUUCAUAUCACAGUUUUGGGCAGCUGUUUUUUCCUUGAAUGGAGAGCUCAGCUGAGUAAGCAGCAGAUGUCUUUGUCUUCAAACGGUGGACGGGUUUGAGGAAACGAUGUCGUCGCGUUUAACUACCCGGUGAAUGAGCGGGUAGUCAGCCAAUGAUCCUGCUGAGUGUGUCCUGUCACUGACAGCUUGUCAGAUUAAGCACGGACGUAUGGCCCUGCUCCCCAGCUAGCCGGGACAACGAUACAACACAAGCAUCAUGUUUCUGAAAUCAUCAUUCACCACCCUGGUCGUGGGGGUAUUUGUGGUGUACGUACUCCACACCUGCUGGGUGAUGUACGGGAUAGUGUACACGAAACCCUGCGACAGCCACAGAGGUGACAACUGUAUCACGCCCCUCCUAGCGUCAAAUCCGAAGCUACAGUUGAGCAUCUACACUACACUGCAGCCCAAUGCUGAGGGAGGACAUACCAUGAUCCACAGAGAGGAUAACUUUGAUGUCAACAGCAAGUUUGAGAGGAUAGUAAAUGUCUCCCUCCCUAAGAAGACUCGUAACAAUGGAACUUUAUAUGCACUUAUAUUUGUCCAUCAUGCUGGUGUCACUCCAUGGCAGGAUCCACGGCAGAUCCACUUGGUUGCUCAGCUGACCACAUACAUGGUCCCUAAACCACCUGAAAUCUCUCUGAUAUCCGGGGAGGAUCAAACACAGGGUAAGAAGGAAGAAGCCCUUCAGAAGAAACCGCAUGAUGGGAACCCUGCAGCAGAGAGUGGAACUGGAGCUGGACGUGGACCCACUUCCACACCAGAUCACCCAGUUUCCCACUGGCGUUCCCGCCUGACGUUUAAUAUUGUCAGUGACCCCUUCCAUUUUGACAGAGAAUACCUGCCCAGUGAUGUCCACAGAUACCUCCGAGUAUUCCAAAAUGGUAAGAAGAUGGUGUAUCUACCUCUGUUGUUUGUCGAUGAGCUCAGCAACCGGGUCAAGGACCUUGUGGAGAUUAACAAAACCUCAGUGGAGCUCCCUUUGACCAUCUGCUAUGACUCCAUCUCUCUGGGGAGACUACGAUUCUGGAUUCACAUGCAAGAUGCUGUUUACUCUCUGCAGCAGUUUGGUUUCACAGAGAAGGAUGCUGAUGAGAUUAAAGGCAUCUUUGUGGAUACCAACCUGUACUUCCUGGCUCUGACCUUCUUUGUAGCUGCCUUCCAUCUCCUCUUUGACUUCUUGGCCUUCAAAAAUGACAUCAGCUUCUGGAAGCAGAAGAAAAGCAUGGUGGGAAUGUCCAGCAAAGCAGUGUUGUGGCGAUGUUUCAGCACUAUAGUGAUUUUCCUCUAUUUGCUUGAUGAGCAGACCAGCCUGCUCGUCCUCAUACCGGCUGGGAUCGGCUCUCUCAUUGAAGUAUGGAAAGUGAAGAAGGCCUUUAAGAUUCAGGUUUUCUGGAAAGGAGGAAAACCAACAUUCCUGUUUGGAAAAUUAGAUGAAUCUGAGAGGAGAACAGAAGAGUAUGACACUCUGGCCAUGAAGUAUCUCUCAUACCUCCUUUACCCAUUGUGUAUUGGAGGAGCUGUGUAUGCUCUAAUAUUUUUACGAUAUAAGAGUUGGUACUCAUGGGUGAUCAACAGUUUGGUGAAUGGUGUAUAUGCCUUUGGCUUCCUCUUCAUGCUUCCUCAACUGUUUGUCAACUACAAGCUGAAAUCUGUGGCCCACCUGCCCUGGAAAGCCUUUAUGUACAAGGCAUUUAAUACUUUCAUCGACGAUGUGUUUGCCUUCAUCAUCACCAUGCCAACAUCUCACAGACUGGCCUGCUUUAGAGAUGAUGUCGUGUUUCUCAUUUACCUCUACCAGAGAUGGCUCUACCCAGUGGACAAAACAAGAGUGAAUGAAUAUGGGGUUUCUUAUGAUGAAACACCCAAAAGGAAGAAUCACAAAGACUAAAGAGGAAAGACAGUUUGGCUUCCAUGAUCUGUUCGUUUGUCUUCUGUCCAGUGGUCACCACUGAUCUCAUCUGGUAUUGUCUGAACUGGUUUGAUGGUCCACGGACACCAGCAUAAAAUGGUUUUGUUUCUGGUCAGUUAGUUGUAAAUGGAACAGGUGCAUCCACAUCCCUGUGGUUUUUGAUUUUUCACCCUGACCCAUAAUGCAAAAUGUUGAAAGGUCGAUAUCUGCAUAUUUAACAUUUGCAGACCAGAGAGUUGUUUUGUUUUGUUUUGCGGUGUGUGUGACCAGAAAGAAGGAUCAUUAAGCUCAACCUGUCAAACCGACACAACUACCUGGAAAAAUGUGUUUGUGCUUGGUGUAAACAACCGGCACUCUGUUUGCAACCCAAGUCUACUGCUCUGUUCGAUAUGACAGCGUACACUGACGUCUAUAAUAGAUAUUGGUGGCAACUUUGAGCCUUCUCGGCUGUAAAUUCUGCUCUUUCAUUUUAUCAAACCUUGUGUCAAUCCACAAAACCAGUCACAUUCAUUGUCUGAUGGAAUGACUCCAGUUUGUUCACAUCACUGAUGCCUGGUCUCCAGCUUUGGGUCUCCUCAGAUACAGUACAUCUAGGUGUUGUAAAACAAGAGCUGCUUGGCUCAUUCAUCAAAGCUACAAAAUUCAGCUUCUUGUUUCACACAGGUCAGAUAUUACAGCCAGAGUGACUGAGAAGCUGGGUUUCAUGUCAACUCAAGAUGAGUGCAUCACUACAGAGGGCUAAAAAUUGUGUCCUUUGACAAAUAUAGCACUAUAUUAAUUAAAUUUAUUAUUUUAGUGCUGACCAGGCAUCUGUAUUUGUUUUUCAUGCACUUCCAGUUUAAUAUUCCACAAACACUGAAGCUGAUUGAUCAGAGUCUCCAGAAAAGUUUAUAUUCCCGGUUGUAAUUAUGAUUCUAGCGUAACUUUUGAAGUGAAAGCUACUUACAAGUUGGAAACCUGUAAUUACAGUAACUUGGAUAUAACAUGGAAGUUGCAUUUAAAACAAGGGUCCAGUACUGAAAUGUAUAAUAAGAGGAUGUAUUGUUAGCUAAGUUGAAUAUUCCUAAUGCAGAAUUUGAGUGCUCUUCAAGAAGCUAUAUGAAAUUAUGCUAAUUAUCUUUAAAUAUUGUUCACUUAAAAAAUACUAGUUUGCUAAAUUUUUAUCCCAAAUUAUCAUAUAGACAGAUAACAUGUGUUACCUAGGACCAAUUCCAGAUCGACAGACGGUUUAAAUUUUUUUAGUUGCAGUGGAUGACGGAGGAGGUUACCACUGAAAGCCAUAUUGUCAUUCCCAUUUAUUCUAGUUGUGUAAUUUUACCUGCUCGAGUAUUUUUUACAUAUCAGGGCAAAGAAAGUAUGUUAGUGCCAAAUGAGAGGAUGAUUCUUUGAAUUGUUUGAGCUUUGUAUGUUCACCAUAAGUGGUCCAUCUGAUGUUUUUAACUAGAGACUUUGGGGGAAACAUUAAGGGCAAGACUUAAGGAAAGUAUUACAUCUGGAUUCAUAGUCACUUUUUUUUGCCGGUCCAGAUAUCUUAGUUGUGUACAAAGAUCCUGCACAGAUUUUUCUUUUCUCUGUUGUAAGUGCUGCCAGGAGCGAUUUGCCAGAAAUCUGUCUUGAAAUUGUUUUACUUGUUGUAAUGGUUGGGGUUUUGAUUGUGAUUAAAUAAAACUGACUGA